GAGGGCGGGAGCUCAGAGGAGGAAAAGUCUUCGGACUUGCAGGCGGAAUUCCUCCUGGGCUAACCCUGGAGCGGGGUCCACACCACAACCGGCCGGCGGCGGCACAGGCUCCAUGUGCGGCUCCCCCUGGAGGCGGUUGAGCCUCUCGGAGCAGGAGCGCGCAGCACACACCUCGGGCAGCCACCGCCUCCGGCCAGCCACCGCACGCGCACGCGCGGUUAGUAGUCGCUGCUGCGCGGCCGCCGGCGGGACUGGUCUGAAGAGACGCGGGGACCAAGUGGCAACGACUUGGACAUCUGAGCUGUCACUGCCGAAAACAGGCCGCAAGAGAGCAUCUGCCCAAGCAACAAAGAGGAGGUGUUUGCUUGGGAGUUAAAAGCAAAUGGCAACCAAAGCUCAGGACUGGGAGAGAAAAGAUAAUCAAUAUGCGUUUCCAAGCCUUUUGGCUAUGUUUGGGUCUUCUGUUCAUCUCAAUUAAUGCAGAAUUUAUGGAUGAUGAUGUUAAGACGGAAGACUUUGAAGAAAAUUCAGAAGAAAUUGAUGUUAAUGAAGGUGAACUUUCCUCAGAGAUUAAAUAUAAGACACCUCAACCUAUAGGAGAAGUAUAUUUUGCAGAAACUUUUGAUAGUGGAAGGUUGGCUGGAUGGGUCUUAUCAAAAGCAAAGAAAGAUGACAUGGAUGAGGAAAUUUCAAUAUACGAUGGAAGAUGGGAAAUUGAAGAGUUGAAAGAAAACCAGGUACCUGGUGACAGAGGACUGGUAUUAAAAUCUAGAGCAAAGCAUCAUGCGAUAUCUGCUGUAUUAGCAAAACCGUUCAUUUUUGCUGAUAAACCCUUGAUAGUUCAAUAUGAAGUAAAUUUUCAAGAUGGUAUUGAUUGUGGAGGUGCAUACAUUAAACUCCUAGCAGACACUGAUGAUUUGAUUCUGGAAAACUUUUAUGAUAAAACAUCCUAUAUCAUUAUGUUUGGACCAGAUAAAUGCGGAGAAGAUUAUAAACUUCAUUUUAUCUUCAGACAUAAACAUCCCAAAACUGGAGUUUUCGAAGAGAAACAUGCCAAACCUCCAGAUGUAGACCUUAAAAAGUUCUUUACAGACAGGAAGACUCAUCUUUAUACCCUUGUGAUGAAUCCAGAUGACACAUUUGAGGUGUUAGUUGAUCAAACAGUUGUAAACAAAGGAAGCCUCCUAGAGGAUGUGGUUCCUCCUAUCAAACCUCCCAAAGAAAUUGAAGAUCCCAAUGAUAAAAAACCUGAGGAAUGGGAUGAAAGAGCAAAAAUUCCUGAUCCUUCUGCUAUCAAACCAGAAGACUGGGAUGAAAGUGAACCUGCCCAAAUAGAAGAUUCGAGUGUUGUUAAACCUGCUGGCUGGCUUGAUGAUGAACCAAAAUUUAUCCCUGAUCCUAAUGCUGAAAAACCUGGUGACUGGAAUGAAGACAUGGAUGGAGAAUGGGAGGCACCUCAGAUUCUUAAUCCAGCAUGUCGGAUUGGGUGUGGUGAGUGGAAACCUCCCAUGAUAGAUAACCCAAAAUACAAAGGAGUAUGGAGACCUCCACUGGUCGAUAAUCCUAACUAUCAGGGAAUCUGGAGUCCUCGAAAAAUUCCUAAUCCAGAUUAUUUCGAAGAUGAUCAUCCAUUUCUUCUGACUUCUUUCAGUGCUCUUGGUUUAGAGCUUUGGUCUAUGACUUCUGAUAUCUACUUUGAUAAUUUUAUUAUCUGUUCGGAAAAGGAAGUAGCAGAUCACUGGGCUGCAGAUGGUUGGAGAUGGAAAAUAAUGAUAGCAAAUGCUAAUAAGCCUGGUGUAUUAAAACAGUUAAUGGCAGCUGCUGAAGGGCAUCCAUGGCUUUGGUUGAUUUAUCUUGUGACAGCAGGAGUGCCACUAGCAUUAAUUACUUCAUUUUGUUGGCCAAGAAAAGUAAAGAAAAAAUAUAAAGAUACAGGGUAUAAAAAAACCGACAUAUGUAUACCACAAACAAAAGGAGUACUAGAGCAAGAAGAAAAGGAAGAGAAAGCAGCCCUGGAAAAACCAAUGGACCUGGAAGAGGAAAAAAAGCAAAAUGAUGGUGAAAUGCUUGAAAAAGAAGAGGAAAGUGAACCUGAGGAAAAGAGUGAAGAAGAAAUUGAAAUCAUAGAAGGGCAAGAAGAAAGUAAUCAAUCAAAUAAGUCUGGGUCAGAGGAUGAGAUGAAAGAAGCAGAUGAGAGCACAGGAUCUGGAGAUGGGCCGAUAAAGUCAGUACGCAAAAGAAGAGUACGAAAGGACUAAACUAGAUUGAAAUAUUUUUAAUUCCCGAGAGGGAUGUUUGGCAUUGUAAAAAUCAGCAUGCCAGACCUGAACUUUAAUCAGUCUGCACAUCCUGUUUCUAAUAUCUAGCAACAUUAUAUUCUUGCAGACAUUUAUUUUAGUCCCUCAUUUCAGAGGAAAAACAAGCAACUUUGAAGUUACCUCAUCUUUGAAUUUAGAAUAAAAGUGGCACAUUACAUAUCGGAUCUAAGAGAUUAAUACCAUUAGAAGUUAUACAGUUUUAGUUGUUUGGAGAUAGUUUUGGUUUGUACAGAACAAAAUAAUAUGUAGCAGCUUCAUUGCUAUUGGAAAAAUCAGUUAUUGGAAUUUCCACUUAAAUGGCUAUACAACAAUAUAACUGGUAGUUCUAUAAUAAAAAUGAGCAUAUGUUCUGUUGUGAAGAGCUAAAUGCAAUAAAGUUUCUGUGUGGUUGUUUGAUUCUA
Gorilla gorilla gorilla (western lowland gorilla) is the source of this 2719-nucleotide messenger RNA. It is a transcript of the gene CLGN, whose product is annotated as calmegin. The transcript is spliced from 16 exons. Gene Ontology annotation, cellular component: endoplasmic reticulum membrane; endoplasmic reticulum. Gene Ontology annotation, molecular function: calcium ion binding. Gene Ontology annotation, biological process: ERAD pathway; protein folding. The record is from RefSeq and is a predicted model, not a curated record. Bases 426 to 2258 code for a protein of 610 amino acids. Lineage: Eukaryota; Metazoa; Chordata; Mammalia; Primates; Hominidae.